Molecule: messenger RNA, 1743 nt
Organism: Phodopus roborovskii (desert hamster)
Lineage: Eukaryota; Metazoa; Chordata; Mammalia; Rodentia; Cricetidae
Gene: Hs3st4
Product: heparan sulfate-glucosamine 3-sulfotransferase 4
Exons: 2
Coding region: 73-1422 (449 amino acids)
Molecular function (GO): [heparan sulfate]-glucosamine 3-sulfotransferase activity
Source: RefSeq, a predicted model, not a curated record
CGGCGGGGGCGGCGGCUGAAACCAUGUCCGGGCAGCGCCGGGGGCCGCCGCCGCCGCGAGCCGGGAGCCGCGAUGGCCCGGUGGCCCGCACCGCCUCCGCCUCCGCCGCCGCCGCCGCCGCUCGCCGCGCCGCCGCCGCUGCCCGGCGCCUCCGCUAAGGGGCCGCCGGCGCGCAAGCUGCUCUUCAUGUGCACCCUGUCCCUGUCCGUCACCUACCUGUGCUACAGUCUGCUGGGCGGCUCUGGCUCUCUGCAGUUCCCCCUGGCGCUGCAGGAGCCCCCGGGAGCCGCCGCGGAGCCCCCGCCGAGCCCGCCGUCUUCCUCGCCGCCGCCGCCCCGCGUGCGCCCCGGCGCCUCCUCGCCACUGCCGGACAACGCGAGCCACGGGCCGCCGCCCGAGCCCCCCGAGCGCUUCACGGCACCCGCGGCCGACGGCUGGGGACUGGCGAGCGGCGGCGGCGCCCGGGACACCUGGUCCCGGAGCCCACCGGCCCCAGGAGACACGGUCACAGCACAGGGCGCGCUGCUGGGGCGCGGGGCGCAGGAGCCGGGCGCCACUGAGGAGCUGGCAGGCCCGAGGGCGACCAACGCGAGUGCGGAGCGGGGACCCGUCAGCACCCCUGAUUACGGGGAGAAGAAGCUGCCCCAGGCGUUGAUCAUCGGGGUCAAGAAAGGAGGCACGCGCGCACUGCUCGAGGCUAUCCGCGUCCACCCGGACGUGCGGGCCGUGGGUGUAGAGCCGCACUUCUUCGACAGGAACUACGAGAAGGGGCUGGAGUGGUACAGAAAUGUGAUGCCCAAGACAUUGGAUGGGCAGAUAACCAUGGAGAAGACCCCCAGUUACUUUGUGACAAAUGAGGCUCCCAAGCGCAUUCACUCUAUGGCCAAGGACAUCAAACUCAUUGUGGUGGUACGAAAUCCAGUGACCAGGGCCAUUUCUGACUAUACCCAAACACUAUCAAAGAAGCCAGAGAUCCCUACCUUUGAGGUGCUGGCCUUCAAAAACCGGACCCUGGGGCUGAUUGAUGCCUCGUGGAGUGCCAUUCGCAUUGGGAUCUAUGCUCUGCACCUGGAGAACUGGCUGCAGUACUUUCCCCUCUCUCAGAUCCUGUUUGUCAGUGGUGAGCGACUCAUAGUGGACCCUGCAGGGGAGAUGGCCAAAGUACAGGAUUUCCUAGGCCUCAAGCGUGUUGUUACUGAGAAGCACUUUUACUUCAACAAAACCAAGGGAUUUCCCUGCCUGAAGAAGCCAGAAGACAGCAGUGCCCCAAGAUGUUUGGGCAAGAGCAAAGGUCGGACUCAUCCCCGUAUUGACCCAGAUGUCAUCCACAGACUUCGGAAAUUCUACAAACCCUUCAACAUGAUGUUUUACCAAAUGACUGGUCAAGACUUUCAGUGGGAACAGGAAGAGGGUGAUAAGUGAGGCUGACAGUAUGGAGGGAAGGCUAAUAAAUAGCAAAGAUACUCUUUACCAGAGUCACAAAUACUCCAGGUUCUGAAGCUUCAGCCAUCUGAAGUGCCAAGUAGAUUGCCAACCUCAUCCAUUCAGGUUACCUCCAAUGUUGUGGGCUUAAGCAAAGGUAUAGAUCUUAUGGCAUCCCUAUGUAGGAACCAACUGUACCUGGUUGACCAGAUGUCCACCAGAAUCCACCACAAAUACUUAUCUUCUACUAGUUAAUAGAGUCUGAAAACAGGAUAAACAUCUUCCAGUGUCAUAGGCAUUUACUAUGAUAUUGAUGGGUGG